CCCUCGGUGACGUCAGUAGCGCUGUUCAUUGGGUGGUGCUGAACUUCUCCGCCGUCAGUCGCCGCUCCGACGCCGCUCAGGAGGAACCGGGAACCUGCGCUCAGCUCGGCAGAAGGACGGAGCUCCCGAGGCGGAUCUCCACCAGGUCCAGGAAGUCCCAGAUCAGAAGCUUUCAUCAUGGCCGCCGCCCGUCACCUUUGUGACCCCGCCUACGGAGGUUCCACCUGCUGAGCUGAGAGAAACUCACCCGAGUCCAGAGAACUUCCAAACCAUGUAGAGCAGCUUCUCCAGCAGGGGGGAGGGUCUACAGCGUUGUUUCUUACUCCUGUUGGCCAACCUCCAGACGGAUCUCACCUGUGCUCACCUGUGCAGAGAGUGUAUGUGGGAGUGGCCAGAGAGCAGGAAGUGAUGGUGCUCCACAGCGCCCCCUACACCAGUGCCUGCCUGCACUUCCUGGACGGGCUGUCGUGGAUGCUGGUAUUCCCGUGCUACUGGCUGCUGGACCGGCUGCUGGCGUCCUGCGUGGCCACCUCUCUGGAGAAGCGGCGGCGCUCUCAGGACCCCUGCUCCUUCCUGUCGCUCUGCGUCCUCGUUUCAGCGCCGCUCUACCUGCUGCUGCUCCUCGCAUCACUGCCCUUCGCCCUGUUGGGCUUCAUCGUCUGGGCCCCGCUGCAGGCCGUCCGCCAGCCCUACCUGUACACCUACCACAGACCAGACAAGCACCAGGCCGAGCAAGGCCAAGCUGGGCCGGGUGGUGCCGGUACCGGGGAGUGGAGGCCUCAGGGUCGGAGCUUCUGUUUCUGCAGCGCCAACGUCUGCCUGCUGCCCGACUCCCUGGCCCGGUUCAACAACCUAUCCGACACCCACCGGAGAGCCAGGGAGGUGGGCAGGAGGAUCCGCAACGGAGCCAGCCGGCCUCAGAUCAAAAUCUACAUCGACUCGCCCACCAACACCUCCAUCAGCGCUGCAUCCUUCAGCAGUCUCGCCACCGGUUUCCGUCGUACUUCUUCUUUGGACCAGCGUCCGGACCAAACCCCGACCACCAACGGGCCUGCCGACACCGAACCAGAACCGUUCACCGAGUGUCCGACCCACCCCUCCGCUGCUGUUGACUGCCCCGUCCACCCCCCUGCAGCCGACCAAUGCCCCGCCCACCCUGAUACAGCUCCCCCUGCAGGCGACUGUCCGCUGCACCCAAACAGAACCAGCAGCUCCGACUGCCCCGUCCACAGCACCGGGGAGGCCAACUGCCCCAUGCACGCCCCAAGUAACCAUGACUGCGCCGUGCACACCCCAAGUAACCAUGACUGCGCCGUGCACGCCCCCACUAACCAUGACUGCGCCGUGCACGCCCCCAGUAACCAUGACUGUGCCGUGCAUGGGGAUGCAGCAUCGAAGCCCGACUGCCCGCUGCAUGCCUCGGGGGUCCAGAUCAGCAUCAGUGCCCCGGAGCCGGACCCGGAUGAGGAGGAGACGGGGAACCACCGGGAAGCCGGCGGGGGAGACUCCAUGACGGCCUCCCGGGAGUCACUGGCCCGUUACCACGGUGACGGCGGCGUCGGGAUCUCCUCUAACAACACGCUCUCACACGUCCCACGGACCUCCGUCUUCAAGCGUCCGGGACGAAAACGUCGCCACGGAGACGAGACGUUCGACCACGACGUCUCUGCCUUUUUUCCCGCUAACCUGGACUUCCUGGCACUGCAGGAAGUGUUCGACCACGGAGCGACGUCACGGCUGCGCCGGCAGCUGCACCGAUAUUUCCCCUACGUGCUGAGUGACGUCGGACGCUACGGCUGGAAGGGCUGCUGCUCCAGGUUCAAGUUCCUGAACAGCGGCCUGAUGCUGGCCAGCCGGUACCCCAUCCUGGACGCCCGCUACGAGUGCUACCCCAACGGGCGUGGCGAGGACGCGCUGGCAGCCAAGGGGGCGCUGUUCGCCAAGGUCCACGUUGGAACCUCCCACCAGGAGCAGAGGGUUGUGGGAUACCUCACCUGCACACACCUGCAUGCCAUCGAAGGUGACUCGUCGGUCGUGCCAGCAGCUGAUCUUCUCCUUCCAGUGGGUUCUGAUAGUUCCGUCAGAGUUCUUCUCGCUCCAGAAGAAGAGAAGGUUCUGGAGACCUGGUGGGCCUUGACCGUGGUUCUAGGAGACCUGAACUUGACAACGUCCUCAGAGGACAAACUGGAGCAACAACAUUCACUCUUUACUCAGUACAGAGAUCCAUGCCGCCUCGGACCUGGAGAGGAUAAACCCUGGGCUCUGGGAACUCUGCUGGAGCCCAGCGGUCUGUACGAUGACGACGUCACCUCACCUGAGAGUUUGCAGAAGCUGAUGGAGAACGAGGAGGGCAGGAAGGAGUACCUGGUGUUUCCUCCCAGUAAAACUCCGUCCAGCAGUCAGAAGGGCAGAAAGAUUCCUCUGAGGGGCAAUGGUAGGAGGAUCGACUACCUGCUGUAUAGCGAUGAGGGUCUGCAGCCGGACUGGAAGCUGGACAUCGAGGAGUUCAGCUUCGUCACCCAGCUGGCCGGCCUCACCGACCAUCUGUCCGUGGCCAUGAGGUUGGCGGUUUCCACCGGAGAGGACGAGCCGUAGGACCUCCACCGAUGGACCAACACAAAUACUGCCAAGGAGAGAAGAAGACCGGAGAGUUUACAGACGUGGAGCUGCAGAGGAGGACCUGGAUCUUCUGGUGAAACACCUCCAGAAGCCGCGGCGCCCCCCCACUGGCCGCUCUAAUGUCUGUCUGGUUUUCUGAGACUCUUCCUUCAGGACCUUUAAAGGAUGAUUUCAUGAUGAAGACUGGCCACGUCCACCUUCCUGCUCCCACGUCCUCCAGGAACCUCAACAAGUGUCUUUCUUUUCUAAAAACAACAAACCAGUCUUUUAAUGGAGAGAAUCCUUUCUAUGGUGGCCACAUUUUCUAGGAAUCUGAUGCCUGUUUACUACCGUUUGCUUCUAAAAGAGUCUAACGGCGCUGAUGUGAAGCAUGUCUAUCAGUCGGACACUUCCUGCUCACGCUCUGCUGAUGCAUGAUGGGAAACGGAGUCAGUUUACAUUGGAGCAGCAAACACACACCUGCAUGUUCCGCACUAAGGCGUGCACGGCUACACAACAGACACACACCUCAGACUGAUGCGUUUCAUUGACGGUUCAUCCUCUGGCAGCCAUGUUGGAGGAAGUGACAUCAUGUGACCUGGCUGACUGGACGUUGUCAGAUCAAUAAAUGGUUUCAAUCUUUAACAAACCAACAGGAAGCUUCAACCUGGAAGCAGCUCAGCAGGUUUGAUCCAAACAAAAAGUAAAAAAACGUUGUGGGGGAAACAGGAAGUAGUUCAGCCAAAGUCCUUCCUGAUUCGUUUCCCACCUAAACUGAACCACACUGAAAAUCCAAGAAAGCAGUGAGUGGAAAACAGCAAGUGAAAAAUAACAGCAUGUGGAAAAUGAUGAGUGAGAAACGGUGAAAGAAAAACAGCGAGCUAAAAACAGUGAGUGGAAAACAGCAGAGAUGAAAACUAGAGAGGGAAAAACAGCAAAGAAAAAAGGAUGCGCUGAAAAUGAUAAGUGAGAUUUUUUUAUUUAACCUUUAUUUAACCAGGUAAAAAAAACCCAUUGAGAUCAAGAUCUCUUUCACAAGAUGUGGCAGGAGAUGAACGGUGAAGGAAAAGCAGCAAGUGGGGGUGAGAAUAUGUGGAUAAAAAGCGAGAGGAAAACGAUGAGUGAAAAACAAGCUGUUUCCACUGUUUAAGAAGGAAAAAUCUUCUUCACCUGACCACAGCCUGACAUGGUACGAUGUUAUUUUAAAACUGUUUCUGUAGAAGAGAAGGUUCUGCUUCAGAGAGUUUUUAAUUUAGUCCCAUCAGAGCAACAUAUAAAUGAGAAGAACAAACAAGUUUCUGGAGGAAACAGCUGAACAAUGAGUAUAAAAGAGUGAAUAAUACAAAUAUAUAAAUAAAAAUAUAACCAGGAGGAGAAAACAGUGACUGAAAAAUAAACAAUAAACAUCAAAACUGAAUGAAAACUGAGAACAAAAUGCAGUGACAAACUGAAAGUCAGUGAGACUCAAACUCAAGUCGCUGAUUUUUGUUGUUUGUUUUUUUUGCAGCUGAUUUAAAUCAACCAAACCGAUCGUCAACAGAAAAUAAAACUGAAGUUAAAUACUCAUGUUUUAAACCCUAAAAUAAUAUUUUUAAUAAUAAUUAUUCCUUUCCUGAGAGGAUCAAACCUGCUGAGCUGCUACAGGUGAAGGAGCUUCUACCUGAACAUCUGGAUGGACUGAAGAUGUUGUUAGCAUCAAACAGCUGCAGCUAGCAGCCGUCUGAUUGGUCCCUCUGGUCUGGAGGUGUCUGAUUGGCCCGUUUGGUCCGGAGGCGUCUGAUUGGUCAGUGACAGGACGAAUCACAGCCAUAUUGAGAACUGUACAACCUCACAACGCCGUUAAACAUCUGCAGACGCCACGAAACCCCAACAUGGACCCACACCUGUCCCAAAGAUGAACACAGGAAGCAGAAACCUGAAGACAGGAAGUGGAGAAAAACUACAAAACUACAAGACUUAAGGUGUGUUCAGACUGAAGCAGCUUCAGAGCAGAAACUCCUCAAAACAUUCAGUAAAUAUUCGAUUAACUCAUGACAAAACGCGGCUUCCAAAGAAAACAAAGUUAAAAAAUGAAUGAAGAAGAUUAAAUAUUCAACAAUUAGAUGGAACGUCAGGAUUUAAACCUCAGAUUAUUUUUGCUAAAGGACUGAAAACAUAAGAGUUUGAGGCUGAUUAAAGCUAAAGUUGGGUGUUUUGUAAAGAAUCUGCCCUAACCUUUUAGUUCUGGCCUCCAGAGGGUUAAAGUUGUUUUAUUCCAGGAGACAAACUGAGUUCCUAAAGUUCUAAACCAGUCUGAGGACCUGCUGCUUCUACAUCUUUAAUGAGGAAAUGUUAAAGUCCAGCUGAAGUCCGUCUGAACGCACCUUCAGAUUUCUGUCUGAGAUGAAACCUUUGGAACCUUACUGAUCCUGAACCUGCAGACCAUGAAGUACAACAGAACUGGAACCAUCCAGAUAGAGAACCUGCAGGUUAAAACCAGAAGAUCCUUCGUUUGUUCAGCUGAAAGAUUAACAAGGAGAAACAAGAAGGCAGAGUUUAAUGUUGAUGAAGUAGAAAUCAAGUAGGUGGUUCCUACUGAUGAUUAUACCAACUUUUUUUAGUAGGAGGAACCAUUGGGGCUUCUCUGGUAGGUUCUUGAAAAGCAAAGUUGGUAUAAUCAUAGGAGCUACAAUUCCACAGAUGUUUCUUUCGUAGGAUUUCAGAAGGAACCAUCUGGACUUGAAGGUUCUUGAAGCUCCUACAAAUUGAGAUUUCGUUUUUUUUUUCUGGUUGAACAAUAAUUAUUUCUAGUUAAUGAGCCCAUUACCUUUUUACCUGACAACCUUUAUCUUCUAAUUUGAAGGUUUGAGAUGUUUUUAUGGUAUUUAAUCUGGUUCUAAAUCCACUCUGACCACAGAAAGCGUCCAUGAACCCUUUAAAGACGUCUAGCUGACUUAAAGUCAUAAAGUCGUGUUUGAUCUAAACUGUUAGAACUUCGUUAGUUUCUAGGUUGUGUCUGUUGGUCAGUAGUGAGAACCUCCUCUCCACUGCGUUGUUUUACUGCAACAUCACACAGUAAAACUUAAAUUUAGGUAUGCUAGCAUGCUAACAUGCUAGCUCCAGAUAGUUUGUUCUCAUUAGAGGUUCUGCAGGAACGUCGGAGGUUCAGGUUCUGUUUGUUUUCAUGGUCUGGUCGAUGUUUACAACAGUUUCUAGUCACUGAGAGGAGAUUUGUGUGUGUGUGUGUGUGUGUGUGUGUGUGUGUGUGUGUGUGUGUGUGUGUGUGUGUGUGUGUGUGUGUGUGUGUUUUAAUUUAUCAGUACAAAUGUGCCAGCUGGUGUUUUCUCCACAACAACACAGUGAUGAUUCUCAAACAGAGCAGGUCAUUCCAUCGAAAACCAACCAGAACCAUCUGGUUCUCCAUCUGCAGGAACUUUGUCAAUGAUCAGAGUUCUACCUUCAUGCUGUGAAUAUUUACAGAGUUCCAGGUCCUUGAAGUCCAUAGAGGAGAACAUCCCCUGGAGAAAGUUCUAGAGUAGACCUACCGACAACUGGAGAAAGUUCUAGAGUAGGUCUGCUCUAGAACUUUCUCCAGUUGUCGGUAGGUCUGCUCUAGAACUUUCUCCAGUUGUCGGUAGGUCUGCUCUAGAACUUUCUCCAGUUGUCGGUAGGUCUACUCUAGAACUUUCUCCAGCUGUCGGUAGGUCUACUCUACAACUUUCUCCAGUUGUCGGUAGGUCUACUCUAGAACUUUCUCCAGUUGUCGGUAGGUCUACUCUACAACUUUCUCCAGUUGUCGGUAGGUCUACUCUAGAACUUUCUCCAGCUGUCGGUAGGUCUACUCUACAACUUUCUCCAGUUGUCGGUAGGUCUACUCUAGAACUUUCUCCAGUUGUCGGUAGGUCUACUCUACAACUUUCUCCAGUUGUCGGUAGGUCUACUCUAGAACUAUCUCCAGGGGACGUUCUCCUUUCCUGCUUCCAGUCUUUAAGUUUAGUCUCACUUAGAACAUUCCAGGUCCUUGAAGUCCACAGAGGAGGAUCCAGAUUUCUCACUUUUUAAUGGACUUUUUCAGAACUUCAUCAGUCCAGCAGAUAGAACCAUGACAUUUAGGAGGAGAAACAUCUGAGUUCUGAUAAAAACUGACACCAGAUCAGUUUUACAUCCAUCCAUUUGUCUCAGUCUGAAGAUAAUCCAGAUUUAAUGAAUUCUGGACAAUUUUUGCAUCAUUUUGGACAAAAUUUCAUGUCCUUUAGAACAUUUUUGGAAUGAUUUGGGGAAAUCCUGAGUCACUUUCUGGACAAAUUUUAAUCACUUUAGGACAAUUUCGUGUAAUUUUUCACACACAUAAUGAUGCUGCCGCCGCCGUGCUUUACAGUGGAGAUGUUGUGUUUCAUCCUGUGCUGAUGAAGUUAUGAGGCUCAGAAAUUAAAUAUUUACAGUAUGAAGGUAAAACUCUGCUUGGACUCAUUAAAGAUGUGUUUCUGUUUCUGGUAAUCCACCAGAGAGAACUUUAAAAGGUCGUUCUGUGUGAACUUUAAUGUUGGGAGGAGGUUGGUCUGAACUAUUGGAGAAACCAGGAUCAGCUGCUUGCAUUGAUUCCUGAUGAGGUUGAUUGAUUUUCCAUGGAAUGACCCAUCAGCUGUUGGUCAUGUAUGUUCAUUUCCACAUACCUGGCUGCUCUGACACUCUCUCAUGUUAUUAUGAUUAUUAUGACUAAUAUAUUCUUCUUCUUACUAAUGUUUCUAUCUGUGCUUCGCCAUGUCUUUUUAUUAUUAUUAUUAUGAAUAUUUUGAUGUUUUUUAUAUAUUCGCUGAUCAUCACUGGUCUGAUCAGGGGAACCAUCCAGUCUGAGAUGUUCAUCCAGAUACACUAGAAAUCAGUGAAACAUGAGUGAGGUGAGACAUUAGAACAUGCAUUUAUCCCCAAAGACAAGCAGGACGUUUACUUACCGUGCCUGGAUUUUAUGUUUUCCUUCAUUAACAAAUCAACACAUUUACAGCAGAAAUCGAUGCAUAAAGAUCAUCAAGAUGAAGGAAAAAGUUUGAUGCUUAAAGUUUCCUCUGGUGUUCACAUUAAAUCUAUGAAGUUCUGCUUCUGAGGAAACCCAACAGAAGCAUUCAGAGCUUCAGAGCCCAUUCUGAUCAAUUUUCAGACUAGAUUUCUGUAGAUCUGCAGUCUGGAUUCAACACCUGGAUAAAUCUGAGGACCAUCCAUCAGCCAGAAUCAGCUGAUCUUAAACCCAGAAGUAGAUCUUCACCUUCACCUCACAAACCUGAACACCAGAACCAGAACCAAGAGUGGGCCACAAAUUAGACCUGACUUCUAACUGAUUCAGAGCUGGAAUGAACAGAAAGAUAAUCAUUAGCUGAUAAAUUAAUGAACUACUUUGAUCAAUCAGUUCACUUUUUUAUUCUUCAAAGUCUAAAUUUUCUGCUUUCAGGUUCUUAAAUGUGAUUUUUUUCCUGUUUUUUUCCUCUGUGACAGGAAACUGAAAAUCUUUGGAGGAAGCUAAACUUCUGAGGAAACAUUUUUUCUGACAUUUUAGAGACCAAACAGAAGAUCGAUUCCACCGAUAGAUGAUCAAUAGAUUAAGUGAGGAUUAAAGUUUCUAUAAAAAGUGACGAGCGUCAGUCCAUCCUGCAGAUGAUAGAUUAUAGAUUACGGGUUCUAGAUGCUGAGAUGUUGUGGUUCUGGUACCAGUCGCUGCCUCUCCGUGUCCAGAUCAGAACCAGUGUUGGGUUCAGCGUUCUGUCAGCAUGUGGUAUAUUAAAGCUUCAGGCCGGUAGUUUUAUAGCAGCUUCUCUGCUUCCUCUCUGCUUUGAUUUUCUAUCAGUUCAUGUUUUUUUAUGAAAUCUGUCAACAGUUUUUCUGCUGAUUUUCUUCUGCUUUUCUAAAGAACUUUCCCUCUCA
Acanthochromis polyacanthus (spiny chromis) is the source of this 8490-nucleotide messenger RNA. RefSeq names its product sphingomyelin phosphodiesterase 3 (gene smpd3). Gene Ontology annotation, molecular function: sphingomyelin phosphodiesterase activity. Bases 409 to 2595 code for a protein of 728 amino acids. Gene Ontology annotation, cellular component: cytoplasm; extracellular region. The record is from RefSeq and is a predicted model, not a curated record. Gene Ontology annotation, biological process: sphingomyelin metabolic process. The transcript is spliced from 10 exons. Lineage: Eukaryota; Metazoa; Chordata; Actinopteri; Pomacentridae.